AUGUCUGAAGAAUUCGCCACAAAAGCAGAGGUCACGGCUGUUUUCAACAAGCUGAAGAAGAAUCCAGCGAACAACCAAUGUUUUGACUGUUCUGCGAAAAAUCCGACGUGGACUUCUAUUCCGUUCGGUAUUUUCUUGUGUUUGGAUUGUUCAGCUAUCCAUCGUAAUUUGGGCGUUCAUGUGACGUUUGUGAAGUCUAGUGUCCUGGAUGGCAAAUGGACUUAUAAACAAUUGAGAUCAAUGAAAUGCGGUGGAAACAGCGCGUUCAAAGAGUUUUUGAUUAAAAACGGAGGUUCUUCGUAUCUCACCAAAGACCCCAAAGAGAAAUACGAGUCUCUGAUUGCCACAAACUACAAGGAGAAAUUGGAAAAGAAGGCGUUGCUGGAUUUCAAGAACCACCCUGAUAUUCUGGAUGGAGAAGGCGCUGAUGAAGAGGUGUCGCCUGAGCCUGAAGCUGAUGAUUUUUUCAGCAACUGGCAAAAGCCAAACACCUCGACCCCAUCGCCUUUGAGUUCGAGGCCAAUCACUCCUCUAGGCACAAAGAACGGCAGCAAGACCAGUAUUGGGUCUGUUUCCUCUAUUCCCAAAUCAACUGCUCCAGCGCCAAGAAUACUCACCACCUCUAAGCCCAAGACUGCUGCCAGCGCCAAAAAGGCAAACAUUUUGGGUUCUGGUUCAGCCAGCCGCAGCAGAGCUAGGAUAUCCGCUAAAAAGGUUUCUGCUGCAGAUGUCGAUUUCGAUGAGUUGGAGAAACAGGCAGAGAAAGACGACAGGGAAGCCAAGUCGUUGGGAUACACACCAGACAAGUCUGAAGACGACAGUUUAGCGCAGUUGGACAACUUCAUGCAACCAGCAGCUCAAAGAAAAGCAAGUUUCGGCGCUACUGCUGCUCCUGUGGCCUCAGCAGCUCCCGUGGAAAAGGUCACUCAGCAGUUCACCAGGUUGGGAUUCGGCAUGGUGGGUAGUGGAAGCAGCCAGCCAUCAGAAGCCAAGACCGUCAAGAAGUACACCAAUGAGCCAGCUUACUCGGGUGAACUUAAUGCCAAGUUCGGCAAUCAAAAGGGUAUCUCCUCUGACCAAGUUUUCGGCAUCAACUCCUACGAUGAAAACGCAUCCAGGGAGGCGAAGGCCAAAUUACAGGCGUUUUCUGGAGCCACUGCGAUCUCUUCAUCUGCUUAUUACGGCGAGGACGACGAAGAACAGCUUUCCCAGCACCAGAGCUCCAAUGCCUAUAACAACGAUGAUUUGGAAGCAAAGAUCAUGGAGUUUGCUGAUAAGUACAUCGGCGAGGAUAUAAACGCGCUCAAGGGUGCGUUAGAGACGGGUGCAGAGAAGGUUGGAAGUUAUUUGAGAGACUAUUUGAGGAACUGA
Messenger RNA from Kuraishia capsulata CBS 1993, 1371 nucleotides. RefSeq lists its product as uncharacterized. The coding region runs from base 1 to 1371 and encodes 456 amino acids. The record is from RefSeq and is a predicted model, not a curated record. Gene Ontology annotation, biological process: COPI coating of Golgi vesicle. Gene Ontology annotation, molecular function: GTPase activator activity. Lineage: Eukaryota; Fungi; Ascomycota; Pichiomycetes; Pichiales; Pichiaceae. The transcript has a single exon.